UAAACUGGCGGGGGGUGGAAAGAGGAGAGUGCACGGAGAAAAGAAGUAGCUUUAAUUAAACACCAAAGUGACUUUUCCAACCAACCUUUUGGAGUAAUUUCAGGCGUCCUUUUAACAUUUUCUAACUCACUUGCAAAUGUUCUGAGAGCAGAUAGUGUCACAUGGAGGCUAUUGUAAAGAACGUGGAGCGGACCACGGAGCUACUCGCUGUGUCGCAGACAGAGACGGUGCAGCGGUGGGACAAACAGACCCUGGACAGAGCCUUCCAAUGGACUCAGUACUGUCAACACGUCUACACAAGGUUCCAUGCAAAUCCAACCGUCAGGGACAUCUUGGAAAAACAACUACAGGUGACAAACGAAAGUUUACGAACAACUUUUCAUGGGUAUACGGACAUCACGUUUUCUGACCUGUCGCAGUGUCAACACUUGCUGCUUGUGGGGUUACUAAACAACGCCGCUGUUCCGAGCUCAGUCGUCAAACUACUUUUCGACACUAUAACUGUUGGAGGUAAAUAUAAGGACGCCACCGGUCAUUGCAUUGAACUCAUAGAAGUGAAAUCAGCAUGUAAAGUCUUAAGCGCCAUUUAUUUGAAACGCAGUACGUCCUUUCCCGGUCCCGAUGCUGACGUGUUAGGCAUGACACUGAUGGAGAUGUUGGAUAUCCUGCUCUCUCCAGCUGCUGGCGGGUCCAAGGUGGGCCUAGCAGGGAAGUUAUUGGACAACCUCUUACAAACCUGUGGUGAAAAUGAAAACUUCUCAGGAGUCGUUGCUGCUGCUCUUCUGUCAAGGAAAAACAACAAAACGGCAGCAGCAACAACAAAAAUGGCUUCAGAAGGAGUUUCAUUCCACUUUAUCCUGGAUUGGCUGCAGCAACACCACAGUUUACUCCAUAAUAUGUGUUCCACGUUGCCUAUUGGUCUUUUGAUGGACCUCCACCAGCAGUCUGUGAGGUUUAGAGUGACCUACGGUGACAUGUUGAAGCAAUGGGGGUCACAGUUGGAGUAUGACGUGGGAGAAGGAGAGUGGGUUCAAAUGGAUACCACCGACGGGGUGUCGUUCAAGACACUGUCUGACCAUUAUAGGUCGUUGCUAGGGGCUUGUCCGUCAACAAAGGAGGACGUUGAGAGAGAGCUGACAGAACUGAAGGUUGCCGAUGGGGACUUUGAUGUUAGAGGUCUGAGUGUUUGGGGUGACCUCCUCUCUGAGCUGAACAAGGUCUGAGUGUUUGGGGUGACCUCCUCUCUGAGCUGAACAAGGUCUGAGUGUUUGGGAUGGUCUUUUUUAAAAACAUAUUUAUUUUAUUUAUUUUUUCACCUGAAACGUUAAUUAUCUGAAAACGUGUAAAACAUCAUCUGUUGCCAUCAGUUGAGACACAUGUUCUUGAGUACAGGGUGAUGCAACAAAUUAAAAAUAAAAUCAGAGUUGACUUGUUUUUAGAUAAUUGACAAAAAAAACAAACAAAUUUAUUAAUGCAAAAUGUAUAAAAAUAAACUAUAAACAGUUUGACAACUCUGUUUGUAAGCUUCUAAAUGAAAUCAAACUCCAACCUUUUAUUUUUUCCAGUAAUGAAGACAUUAAUGGAAAAGUAAUGGGGUAUGCAGAAUAGUGAAGACAUUACUGGAAAAGUAAUGGGGUAUGCAGAAUAGGUCAACUUUGAUCACUUUUUUAUCUCCUGAAUGUUUUGGUAACUUUCUGACCACUUCCCUCCAUGUAUGGUAAGUUUAUUUUUAUUUUUAUGAAAGCUGUCAAAAAGUGAAUUGAAAUGGAUUUACCCCCUCUCUUGAGCAGAACAAAGCCAUGUGUAGCCUCAUCAGUAUCCUGUCAUUGGGCAGUCAGUGUUCGUUGGACAAAUGUGGACGUUUGGCCUCGUUAGAUACAAUAGAUUUAUAUGUAUUUGUCAAAGGAUACAUGUUUUUGUGCUAAUACAUUCAUAUACGUUUGUAUCAAUAACAGAAUAAAGAGGACUUUCAUUA
Molecule: messenger RNA, 1975 nt
Organism: Oncorhynchus mykiss (rainbow trout)
Lineage: Eukaryota; Metazoa; Chordata; Actinopteri; Salmoniformes; Salmonidae
Gene: fancf
Product: FA complementation group F
Biological process (GO): interstrand cross-link repair
Cellular component (GO): Fanconi anaemia nuclear complex
Source: RefSeq, a predicted model, not a curated record